This is a messenger RNA of Diaporthe amygdali, 3087 nucleotides long. RefSeq lists its product as uncharacterized. The coding region runs from base 1 to 3087 and encodes 1028 amino acids. Gene Ontology annotation, biological process: proteolysis. The transcript has 13 exons. Gene Ontology annotation, molecular function: N,N-dimethylaniline monooxygenase activity; NADP binding; aspartic-type endopeptidase activity. Lineage: Eukaryota; Fungi; Ascomycota; Sordariomycetes; Diaporthales; Diaporthaceae. The record is from RefSeq and is a predicted model, not a curated record.
AUGGCUACCAAAUGGAAACGCACCCCUCGGGCUCCUGCCGAGUCUCUUCCAAAGGCUUCCCUUCCGAAGCAAAAGAUACCAAGAGAUGUCGAUGCUGACACUGUACUCAUUUCCUGCGUCGAGAAGCUACGCAAUUUGAAGGCAAAGGACCUUCAUGUCAAGAGCUACUGGCGGGACCUGUUUGCUCUGACCAACACGUUCAGAACUUUCAGUCUGUCCGAACAGAUUAUACCUGCAUGGACAGAGCUUAGCGCCAUCCAUAAGCCGUCGGAAUUCGAGUAUGUGAAAGGCAGCGCUCACUUAGCUCCGCCGGGACCGUCAGCACUCUUCAUCGCUGGCCGCUUCACGUUCAAAAUUGGAGGGAGUCUGCCAGGAGUUGGGUCAGGUUCUAUUGCCGUCGUCGCUGACGGAGAUGAGUGGAAAAUUUGGUUCUUCAAUACCAUUCUCGAGGAGAUUGAUACGUUUGGAAACCCAGACCAGGUUCCCAGAGCCCCUCAAACUUCGACGAACAACGGGGUCACCAAUGGAACCGGCGACAAGCCAGUCGACUGCGUUGUAAUUGGGGCCGGCCAGAGCGGCCUUGGUGUCUUGGGCCGCCUGAAAGCACUCGGUGUCAAGGGUGUAGCACUGGAGAGAAAUGACACGAUUGGAGGGAACUGGACUGGCCGCUACGACAACGUGAAACUACACACGAGCAAGUACUACGCCGCCUUGCCUGGCGAUAAGACAUUUCAUGAUGAUGACUUACCUUACUUGCUCGGGAGCAAAGAGUUGGCUGAAGGAUUUCAGAGGUACGCCAAUGAGUUCGACUUGGAUGUCCGAGUUUCUACGACUGUAGAGUCAGCGAAAUGGAAUGAAGGCGCGAAAGUUUGGACUGUAGAAGCCAAGCAGAAUGGGAGAGAUUGGUCAAUCCAGGGUCGUCAUCUCGUAUUCGCAAUAGGUGCUGUGGGCCAGUUCCCGAAGAUACCGCAGAUUCCGAAUCGAGAAGCUUUCCAGGGAACAGCCAUGCACUCAGUCCAGUACAAGUACCCAACAGCGUGGAAAGGAAAGAAGGGCGUUGUUGUUGGCACCGCCAACACCGCCCAUGACGUCGCAGAGGACAUGGUCGACGCCGAGUUAUCCUCAGUGACACUGGUCCAGCGCAGCCCCACCGCCGUUUUACCUUACAAGUACUUCAAGACGCUUCACCAACCGCGAUACAACAAAGACUCAAACAUAGAAGAAUCUGACCGCGCAGAAUGGGGCAUGCCCGCCCCCAUCCUCGGGGUCGUUUCUUCGACGAUGUUUAAGAAGUUGUAUUCUCAGGACCCGGAGCCAUUUGAUGGGCUAAAUAAAGUGGGCUUCCGUGCCGAACUUCCAAACAUAUUAAAGAUCCACGAACGCUCAGGUGGGCAUUAUUUAGAUGUCGGCUGCUCGCAGAAGAUCAUCGACGGCAAAGUCAAGGUGAAGGGAGGAGAGAUCGAGAGCUUCACUCCGACAGGUCUGAAGUUUACUGAUGGAAGCACUCUUGAUUCGGACCUGAUAGUUUUCGCAACCGGCUUCAACACCAACAUACGAGAGGAGAUGGAGAAGAUUGUGGGCCCGGAAGUUGGGAACCUGCUUGAAGACAAUAAUGGGUGGGACAAAGAGGGCGAAACUCGGGGUGCAUGGAAGCGCCAUGGGCAUCCGGCAAUCUGGCACACAUCCGGGGACCUGGAGUGGAUAUGCAGGUCCCGCAGAAACCCGGCCACUCAUGCUCACCCUAACAUCUCGUACGGUGAAUACUACCUAACCUUUCCGGCAUUCUUCCCCGCUUCGGAAACCUCGUAUUCCAAGCUGCUCCUCACCACCAAUGGUGACUUGAUCCACAGCGCUUUUCUCGUGACCGCAUCGAUUGUAAUCACGAUGACUGUCACAUCGUUGGCGCAAUCUGCUACCUUCUUGGCCACUGUGCUGUUGUCUUCUGUGCAAGCGGCUCCUUCGCCUACGUUGGCGUUCAAGAGUCGCGAAGGUGGGGUUGGUGUCUUGGACAUCACAAUACCGCCGAAUCGCAAAGACGACAGAUAUUAUACUGUCGAUGUAGAGUUUGAAGGCCAGAGCCUGCCAGUUCUUUUGGAUACCGGCUCUGCUGACUUAUUCGUGGCUUCGACACAAUGCCCUACUACAGAUGAAUCAAGCGGUUGCCUUGGGCUGGCUGAACAAUUUAUUAUUGAUAACAACACGCGUAUCGUCACCAAUGAGACUUUUUACACCAUUGUUGGGGAAAGCCCAGUAAGCGGAAACCAAAGCCUCUUGGACGUUGGACUGGGCGGUAUAGUUGCGGACGAUUUUGCCACAGGCCUCAUCUACGCAGCGACGUACUUCAACCAUCGUCCUCCGCUCUUCGACGCCCUUGUCGCUGGUGGCAUCGUGAAGAAGCCCCUGUUCUCUAUUAGUCUUCCGCGCCUCGGUGACCCGGAUUCCAAACCGAUGGGCAAGUUGACGCUUGGCGACAUCGAGCCGGAGUACGCAGGACUCAAUAUCACGUAUAGUGAUAUCAUAAAUAGCACGAAUUAUAACUACGAUGACUUCCCACUACAAGCGCAGGGCUGGGCGAUCGAGUUGCAAGGUCUGCGUGUGAAUGGCAUAGCCGUCAACCUGACCAGGGGUCUCCUCGACGAGGGCGGGCGCUACAUGUCUCUCCUUGACACGGGAGGAUCAGACAUACUCGUCCGGUAUGAUGAGCUUACUGCCAUCGCCAAGCUCUUCAAAGGUCCGGUCAUCUUCGAGAACGAACACGACAUCUACUAUGACUGUUCGAUUCCGCAGCUGCUCGAGCUCAAGUACAACGACCAGUGGUUCCCGGUGGACCCUCUGGACAUUCUCAACCCGAACGACCACGGGAAUGUCAACGGGACAGAGAUGUGUAAGGCUCAGAUCAGCUCUUGGAGCCGCGUGUUCGCCGACUCCAUCAUUGGAGUGCCGUUUUUACGUUCCGCAUUCAGCGUCUUCGAUUACGUGACUCCGAAUCUUUACAGUAUGCAACCACGCGUGGGACUCGCGCCGUUGGUUGACGGGCAGGCGGCUGUGACAAGGUAUCCCCAGUUGUACAAGAACCGCCUCCUCUAG